UAUCCAGUCUGAAUAUGUUCUGUUCUAUUCUGCUGUUUACAUUCAGUUAACUGUCCAUAGAUGCACUUGUCGCUGCAGCUGGGCUGUUUGCUCCCGAAUGGGCCUCCCUUGUCGCUUAUGUGGGCUGGCCUGGCUGAACUGUGUUGUGUGAGGGAAGGAAACAUGAAACAGAGCAGGGGAGGCAGGAGUUUCGGGUACAAGAGUAGGCGCGGGAGUUUCGGGUACAAGAGUAGGCGCGGGGACGGACCGGCCGCCGGGGGAAGCCAGAGCCGGGCCGCCGGGGAGCUCCUGCGCCGGGCACAGGCGCCCCUGUCAUCUCGCCGGGAGGCAGGAGUUUCUGGUACAAAAGGAGGCGCCGGGACGGGCGGGCCGCCGGGGAAGCCAGAGCCGAGCCGCCGGGGAACUCCUGCGCCGGGCACAGGCGCCCCUGUCAUCUCGCGGCGAGGGACCUUGUACGGAUCUAUCACAGGCCAGAUCAGGAACGGGGUUGGGGCAGCAGUAUCUUGCAGGUUGCAAAAUAUAAGUCGUCAGUAUGCAGAACUGCAGCAAGCUCAAUAAGCUGCCAAUAAUUGUUGAAGAGGACGAAUCAGACAGGGGCGACGGGUAUAACAGUCCACCAUGAACUUCUGCAGGGAUUUCAUUGGCGACCAAGCGAUUCAUAAUAUUCACCUGGAGGACGACAGUUCUCUGGCGCCAUAUUACCUUCACGACAUAUUACAUCUCAAGGGGAACAAUACAAGGAGGCCACAUCAGUUCAUCGAGUCUAUCGACGAAUGAUAAAGGAUACAGUUUCAAGCGAAUAUGAGGGUGUAACAAACUGAUGUAUCUUGGGGGCAUUCUUUGCCUGAGACUGUUUCUGUUGGAGCAAAGUGUUUGUACCAUAAUGAUCUAGAUUAUCUAUGUGGACCUAUAUAUUAUUGUCAGCACAACAUGGAAUGAAUUUGAAUGUCAAGUACAAACCACGGUAUUCGGGCAUGACCGAUCUAUAAGUUGCUCGGUAUGGAUGUAAAGUUAUGAGCGACCGGUUGUGUAGUUUUUCAUUGUUUUAAAUAUUCUAUUUUCGCGAA
Messenger RNA from Triticum aestivum (bread wheat), 1067 nucleotides. RefSeq lists its product as uncharacterized. The record is from RefSeq and is a predicted model, not a curated record. NCBI's taxonomy places the organism in Eukaryota, Viridiplantae, Streptophyta, Magnoliopsida, Poales, Poaceae. The transcript is spliced from 4 exons. Bases 61 to 558 code for a protein of 165 amino acids.